GGAUGGGGCCGGGGCCGCCCGCGGGGCCGCGGAGACGGGCGGCGGGGACGGGCGGCGGCGGUGGCGGCACCUCCUGCGCGACAUGAGCACCGGCACAGUUUCGCAACCCCAGGCUGUACAUAGCCAACUGGAGAAGCCAUCAAGUACUGCAAUUCUCUGCAAUACCUGUGGAAACCCAUGCAAAGGAGAAGUUUUGAGAGUUCAGAACAAAUAUUUCCAUAUUAAGUGCUUUGUUUGCAAAGCUUGUGGAUGUGACCUGGCUCAAGGAGGAUUUUUUGUGAGACAGGGAGACUACAUCUGUACUUUGGACUACCAGAGACUCUAUGGUACACGAUGCUUCAGUUGCGAUGAAUUCAUUGAGGGAGAAGUGGUCUCAGCACUGGGCAAAACCUAUCACCCAGACUGUUUUGUGUGUGCUGUGUGCAGGUUGCCUUUCCCCGCAGGUGACCGGGUAACUUUUAAUGGGAAAGAGUGCAUCUGCCAGAAAUGUUCCCUGCCCCCUUCCAGCAGCACUGGCUCUUUCCCAGUACAGAACUUGCGAAAUUGUGGAGGCUGUGGUUCAGAAAUAAAAAAUGGGCAGUCAUUGGUUGCCUUGGACAAACACUGGCAUUUGGGCUGUUUUAAGUGCAAUACAUGCGGCAAGCUACUGAAUGCAGAGUACAUCAGCAAAGAUGGCAUUCCAUAUUGCGAAACAGACUAUCAUGCAAAGUUUGGUAUCAGAUGUGACAAUUGUGAAAAGUAUAUCACAGGAAGAGUGCUCGAGGCAGGAGAAAAACAUUAUCACCCAACUUGCGCACGAUGUGUCAGGUGCAGUCAGAUGUUUGCAGAAGGAGAAGAAAUGUAUCUUCAAGGUACAUCCAUCUGGCAUCCAGUUUGUAGACAGGCUGCCAAGGCUGAAGAAAAAAACAAGGAAACAAGGACUUCCUCUGAGAGUAUUAUUUCUGUACCUGCUUCAAGUACAUCAGGUUCCCCAAGCCGUGUGAUCUAUGCAAAGCUUGGAGAUGAAAUUCUUGACUACAGGGAUUUGGCUGCUCUUCCUAAAAAUAAAGCCAUCUAUAACAUUGACCGCCCAGAUAUGAUCUCCUAUUCUCCAUAUAUCAGUUACUCUUCAGAUGACAGGCAUAGUUAUGGGGAGGGUGACCAAGAUGACAGAUCUUUCAAACAGUACAGGACAUCAAGUCCUAGCUCUGCCGGCUCACUGGGUUAUGGUCGCUACACUCCAACGUCCCAUUCUCCUCAGCAUUACAGCAGACCAGCUGGUACUCAGAGUCUUGGUACCAGUAGCUGCAUCUCCCUGCCCCAACACCCAAGCCCUACAUCUACAUUCAGACAUCAUUACAUCCCUUUCUUCAAAGGCAGUGAAAGUGGUCGGAGCACUCCAAGCUUAUCCAUGUACUCAGACAGCAAAUCUUCAUCUUCUGUCUAUCAGCAGGCUCCUAGACAUUUCCAUAUUCCAGACACUGGCAUAAAAGAUAACAUCUAUAGGAAACCUCCUAUCUACAAACAGCAUGCAUCAAGAAGAUCAGAAGGGGAGGAUGGAAGUUUGGAUCAGGACAGUAAGAAGCUAAAGACCAGUUGGCUUAUUCUGAAAGGGGAUAUGGACACCAGAACUAAUUCCCCAGAUUCAGAAACUCGGUCCCUGUCUCUUACUCCCGGAACUGACAGAGAAAACUUCCAGAGAACACAAGAGGGUACUACUGCCACAUACUCCCGAUUUCCAUAUGCUAAAUCUGCUUCUCUACCUGGUUAUGGAAGGAAUGGUUUGCAUCAGCCUGAAAAUAUGGGCCAAUACGAAACAGACCAGGAGGCGAGCUGGGGGAUGAAAGAAUACAAGGUAAGAAGGGCUUUUCCAACACUGGAAGAACAAUCAGAUUCAGCACUUCCUAGCAAGAUUUAUCCUUAUGAAACCCUUAUUGUAACAAACCGAGUUCGUGUGAAAUUGCCUAAGGAUGUGGACAGGACCAGACUGGAGGCCCAAAGACCACAGGCAAAUCACCAGAAACCAAACCUCUGAGCCCCAGGUGUGAGUCUGGGACAAAUAUCCAAAGGCAUUUGUCCCCUGAAGAGUUCCAGGAAGUCUUCAAAAUGAGCAUUGAGGAAUUUGAUCGUCUGGCACUUUGGAAGCGGAAUGACCUGAAGAAGAAGGCCUUGCUUUUCUAGUCCCUCAUGGAUAAAUAUGUGCUUAA
Molecule: messenger RNA, 2186 nt
Organism: Cygnus atratus (black swan)
Lineage: Eukaryota; Metazoa; Chordata; Aves; Anseriformes; Anatidae
Gene: ABLIM2
Product: actin binding LIM protein family member 2
Exons: 22
Coding region: 83-2014 (643 amino acids)
Biological process (GO): cytoskeleton organization; lamellipodium assembly
Cellular component (GO): actin cytoskeleton
Molecular function (GO): actin filament binding
Source: RefSeq, a predicted model, not a curated record